CGACUGCGCAUGCGUUCCUCUCAACACUCCACCGCCUUUAAUAGGCGUUAUGCCUCCCUCUACUGCGCAUUGAGCAACAACAGCUCUUAGAAGGCAACGAGGCCAUACAAUCAACAAACGCAAAGAACAAUUAUGAGUCAAGCCGGCUCCCGUCCGCCUCCCUAGGCCACGCCCCAACGAGCGCCCCGGUGACGUCACCAUGACGCAGCAUUGGCGGCAAUUUGGAAUCCGAUUGCGCGCUCUUCCCGUUUGUCGCUAUGACGACCCUGGCCGCGUUUGAAAAGUUGCCGACGCUUAAUUCCGCCACCAUUUUGCUAGUGGGAACAAAUUCCGUUUUCCAGCAGCAGUUAGCAGAGGCAAUUCUUAAGGAAAAACAAGAUUUAAAAAUAAACAUUCACUUGACAACCUUUCUCCCUUUACCUACGGAGAGAGAUCACAUUCGACCCCGGAUUGAUCUGAUUGUCUUUAUCAUUGACAUUCAGAGCAAAUACAGUUUUAAAGAAAUCGAAGCAUCGCUGUUACAUGUUGAUGCCAACUUUUUCCUCGGAAAAGUGUGCUUUCUGACCACAGGUGUUGGUAGAAUGGACCAAAUGAGUGUGGAUAUGAAUGCUGUCUUGAAGCUGGCAGAUCGCUACUGUAGUCCUGUUCUGUUUUGUGAGUUGGAAGUCUCCCAAUGAAAGACUCAGGGAUAACAAUACUGAGGAGAGUAACAAGAAAGGGUGUAAUCCGGAACAGGAAGUUUUGAGCAGCAAGCCAAAGGCCCUUGAGGAUGUUUCUCACACACUACAAUACAGAUGGAAGCAAGUCUCUUUAGCGUAUAUCCACGGGUCAGCAACUGCAGUCUGCAUAAAUUGUCUGACAGGAAUGAGAUUACCAGUUGGGCUCAGCAGGAAGCUGACAGAAACAAACCCUGCUAGCAGAACCCUGCCAUCUUUACCACUUUCAAUUAAGACACAGCAGUUGCAACUGUCACGUAAAUGUUGUCUUGGCUUCAGGGAAUCGUAACCUGAAAACCAAAGAGUGAGGAAGGAUGCGUAGUGACUAGACACAGCUGCACAUGCAUCCAUUAAGACUGCUGGCUUCAGCAGUAACCUCACACAAUCUCCUCUUGGCAAUCCAUAUUUAAGCUCACUUACUAUGAAGGUGGUUACAUGGCAGAGAUAGUGUGAAUACCUCCACCAACCAGUUCUCUUAUUUUUAAGAGGAAGGUCUUAACAGCAGAUUGAAUGGAAGAAAUGAGACAUCAAACUAGUGAAACACCUUUAUUAAAACUGUUCUCAUCUAUACACUGAGGUGCCGCUGCCACCCAAUUUAUUGUAGCAGCACUUCUUAAAGGAACCAGAACCAGUUCCAAGGAACUAGGAAGAGAGAGAUUCCUUUCACUACAAAAAGUACAUUUCUGUGACAAAUUAAAAGAUAACCUGUGCUACAUUCCAAUGCCUACUUCACCAAAUGCACAGAGUGUGAUCUCUGUGUUCAUGCUGCAAAGUACAUAUGCACAGCUACACUGAGAGAGAAAAAACAUUGUGCAUCAGGCCAAGUGGACAAGAAAAGCAAAAUGGGCCAUACAGAGAGUUGGUCAUGCUUAUUUGCCUCUCUGAUGCCUUGCAGUUCUCACUGGAACCAGAAGAUGGUGGUAAGGUCUUUAUUAAAAGCUGAUUGCUUUAGGCUAAGUUUCCUAAUACUGCAAAUGUCAUUGUUCAAAUGUAUCCUAUCCAUGAAACAUUUUUAAAAAUCAAAAUCUCUUAAUAAAGUAUGUA
Molecule: messenger RNA, 1760 nt
Organism: Anolis carolinensis (green anole)
Lineage: Eukaryota; Metazoa; Chordata; Lepidosauria; Squamata; Anolidae
Gene: cenpm
Product: centromere protein M
Exons: 6
Coding region: 258-677 (139 amino acids)
Source: RefSeq, a predicted model, not a curated record